This is a messenger RNA of Hyla sarda, 2162 nucleotides long. RefSeq lists its product as uncharacterized. Bases 509 to 1804 code for a protein of 431 amino acids. The transcript is spliced from 7 exons. NCBI's taxonomy places the organism in Eukaryota, Metazoa, Chordata, Amphibia, Anura, Hylidae. The record is from RefSeq and is a predicted model, not a curated record.
CAGCUCUGCUACCUCUGUACUGUGACUAUGACCAUACAUAGUCCUGCCGAUGGCUUAAUCCUAUGUAGACAGUCCUAGGCGAGUAGUCUUCAUGUGUAUAGCCCAGCAUGUGCUCCAUUGUGUGCCUUAUUAGUCUUUGACCUGUUACUAUCAGAUGAAAAGUGGAAUGUAGUCGCGCUAGUUAUGCUGCAUUCCCGUUUUCCAGCAGCGGCUCUGGAUAGUGUCAGUGUGUGUGUGCUAUGGCAGGAAUCUGACUUGCAAUAGGAAGCCAAAUAUGGCACUGAGGAAAGAGGGAGGAGCGUGGACAGGUGAGACGGGGCAGGUAUCACAUGGGUUGGGCUAGGACGGCUCAGUUUCAGUCGAGCACAUCCAAGGGUGUAGAUGAAGGAUUGUGUAUAAUACCUGGAUAGACCUGUCCUAACGCUCAGUGUGAGACUCCACUUAUCCACUGUCAGAUCUAUCAGAGGGCUGUGUACUGCUUGGGAGCACCGCUGUGUACCGACGUCUAAUGGAUCCUACCUCACCCUGUACUGGUCCCGCGGUUUCUAAUUACAUCCAAUCUACGAUUAGCCACCAAGAAAGUAGUGGAUUUGUACGCAAACGCUUUGAGAAAUCGGAGUCAGAAGAUUCUGGUGUGGAGCUACCGCCACCCUCUCCUUUUGGAUCUGAGAGUAGCUACAAUCCAGAUGAAUCGGACAGCCUGGAGAGCUCCACCCCUGAGUUCUCCGAGAGUCUAGAUAAUCCCACCCUUGAGGACCAUGAAAACAUUAUUACUGAAAACCAAGGCUCCACGGGGGAGACCGUCAUAUUGGAAGAUUCGUCUCUUAAGGAUAAAGGGAGCUUUAGGAUGCAUCCAGACAAGGAUACAGACACAAUGAGAUUUUUUUUGACUAAGCAACGGGAAAGAAACACAUCAGGUGUGCCACAUAAACUGGAACAGGCUAUCCUGAGGAGCAGGAGACAGCGGAGUACUUACAGGGAGCCUAUACAGAAUAGAACUCCGAGGUAUAACCGGCAGUAUGUAGGAUCACUGAAAGAGCAACGCAGAGGAAAUACGUUAUCCUACCAAACAAAAAGCCCAACACGUCAAAGUCAGGAAAAUAAGGACUCAGAUCCACUAGUCCUCCCAGGAGAUGGUCUCCGCUACCUGGAAAGUCUAUGUAAUAUGUUAGAACAAAUUGCGGAACUGCAGCAGAAGAAUCAAAGGCUUCAGCAAGAGAAAAAAGAAGCCGAAGGAAGGCUGCACAAAAAAGACGUAGAAGAAAGGCUGCACAAAAAAGACGUAGAAGAAAGGCUGCACAAAAAAGACGUAGAAGAAAGGCUGCACAACCAAGUCUUCUUUCUAGAUUCCUGUGUAUGUGGUGCCUCUAGGGACUUGGAGAAUGACUUGACAGAUGGCCCCAAACCCAAUCAGAAGACAUGGGAACCAACGCACUAUAGGAAGAGAUCAAGCUCUCAUGCUGGGGUGCUUCUGAGCAUAGCCAGACCCACAGACAAUGUCCUGAAAAAAGCAGGAAAAAUGGAUCCCCAAUAUGUGAGUGUACCAAACCUGCAAGAAGAACCAGGACUGAGACGACAGCAAAACUACAAACCUGAGGCGACUCAGUGGCACCGAGUAAAAGAAAUGCUAUCUAGGAUUGCGGGGAAAGGUGCAGGACCAGUUCAGGGGCGCAGCCAGAAAGCUGAACCGCGCAACAAUUGCAGGACACAGACACUGCUAGAGGGCAACCCUCAACAUCCGAGAAGACUAUUCCUGCCUGGACUGGUGAUCAGACCCCGCAACCACGGCCGACAAUUUCAUUGAGUUAUUCCUAUAUUCUAUGGACUGAUGCACUGGAAUGCACUCUAGACGAAGGAUUCAUGAUCAGCCGUAUGCUGAGAGGAGUCUGGAAGAAACGCACCAGUAUCUGGGAAGAUUAAUAUUGGCACUGAGUGCCGCUGCCAAGGAAAAUACCUCCACCCCCAUAGUGAUACUCAGAUACAUCUCUCUUGUAUGGUUUAUAUCCAGAGGACAUAGAGACGUUAUCCUCUGUAUUACUAUAUAGAAAGGUGCGGUAUCUGUGUAUAUUUCUGUACAUAAGGAAUUAUAUUUCUUUAAAUUAUAGAUCUAAGUAUUAUUGGAAUUAAAAUAUUAUAGUUAUUUUUAUGAAUAUCUGUUUAUU